This is a messenger RNA of Owenia fusiformis, 1630 nucleotides long. Lineage: Eukaryota; Metazoa; Annelida; Polychaeta; Sabellida; Oweniidae. The record is from the annotation of a GenBank genome assembly.
AUGCAGUAGAGCGUUUCGUAAGGUGCGCGCAACAGGAUAUUUGCUGAGAGUGUGCUUACGGAUAAAAAGACAAUUUCAUAAGGUUUUCAAGUUUAUCAAGCACCCGUUGACCAAGCAGGACGUAAACAGCAACUUUUGGAAUUAAAAGUAGAAGGUCAUAAAAGAAGUAUUAGAUCAGAAGGAAACCGACACAAUCAAUAUGUACCGAACUUAAUUAAAGAUAGAAAAAAGCACAGGAAUCGGUUUAAAGGAAGAAUUUCUCGAGAUGGACAGAGAAUCUGUUGUGAUGGGACAAUAAAGUUGGAACAAUAAUAGCAGUGUCACAACUAUUUGAUAGACGUCAAUAAUAUGUUGUUUCAAAAUGAUGCUGACAUCGGGGUUGUGCCGAUCGACCAUGUUUAUUGUCCUACGUGGUUCCAUAUCGUUUACUAUGGCGUUUUUAUGCCUUUCUCGUAUAUUGGCAACUUUUUGACAUGCGUGAUUGUCAUUCGUCUUAUGCAGUUCAGACAUUCCAUACCCGAUGUCUUAGUUGGUGGACUAGCGUUAAACGAUGUGCUAACAGCAGUCGUAGUCUUUACAUGGUCAAUAAUCGCAGAGAUUCGCCAGGAAUGGAUUCCAUGGCCGCAUCUAUGCAGAUACCAUGCCGUUGCAAAAGCAUGGUACAUCUACACGACAUUUGCGAUCAUCGUAUUGAUGAGUGUGGAGCGUUGGUUGGCGAUUAUUAAACCUUUCUACCACCAGGUACAUAUGACUACACUGAAAAUGAAGCUGACGAUUGGAGGACUUGGAUUAUUCUGUUUACUAGGUUCUUCCAUAUCUCUUGUCAUCUACCCAGUUGAUUUGAAACCCGGGUGGUACUGUGCCAUGACGGCUCCUUAUAUGGUAAUAAAUCACACACGGGUUGAAAUACCCGGCGCGUACCCCUACCCCUACACGAUUGGAAUCGCCGUUAUGCUCACUAUCGGGAUCGCCGUACUGCUUGUCUGUAACAUCCAUAUUAUCAUCGUUCUUCGCAAAAAGUCAUUCAAAAGAUUAGGUAUAGCUAAUAUUCAAUUGGAAAAUCGAUUUGCCAAAGUUAUGGGAAUAAUUGCAGUGAUAUUCGUGCUCACUUGGGUCCCGAGUCUGGUGACCAAGAUGUUGAGUCUCAAAUAUGCUACGUCACUUCCUGUUGCUGAAUUCUGGUCCUCCAGAAUUGUAAAUAUGAGUGUUGCCGUCAACCCACUUGUGUAUGGAGUAAUGAAAAGCACCUAUAGACGAGCGUAUUGGUACCUUAUUCGAAUGACUGUCCACUUCUGUUCGUUUAGAAUCAUUCCAGCCCCCGAUUACGGAUUUGACAUCUUUGAUACGAGACAAGGCAAGUCAAUACAAUCUACGCAAAAUUAUAAAGUACAGAAAGAGAAUACAGACUUAAGUUCGGAUGAAAAGAGACAGCAUAUAUGUGGAAAAACUGUUGGGUCUGAAAGCAAAGCAUGUGUUUUGACAUGUGUAAAUUGUGAAAAUAACUCACAUAGUUCAUUUGUGAGUGUUAACUCUAACGAUAACGAUCAAAAUCUGAUGUAAGAGGACCCACAAGAUCUGAUUAUAUAUUGGGGUGUAGUGUACGAGGAUCAUGAAAAAUCAUGGCCUUCUA